AUGAGUGAGAAAAUUGAGACUGAGCCAACACGUAGAUGCGAUCUUCCUGAUGAAAAGGAAUCAUCUAUUUCCGUUCCUUCUUCUGGUGCCUUAGGCUCUUCGAUUAAAAGGGCUUCUUCGACAUCUUCGUCUUCAUCUUCUUCUGCUCAAUAUAGUAAUAUUAAUGCAAAUUUACAUGCAAGAGUCAAGGCUUUUCAAGAACAAAGAGUGCUGAGAAGGUCAAAUAGUGAUAAGAAUAAUUCUGAGAAAAAUAAAUCAACGUCAAAUCCUAAUAGUGUUAAUUUUGAUUCAAAAACUGAAAAACCUCCAAUUCAAUUAGAGGAUCACAUACGAAAUUUAAAUUCAGCUUCAAGUAUACAACAAAUUGUCAAUAAGCCAUUACCACCAUUACCACCAUUACCAAAAUCUGAGGCAAAUGAACUUCCUGCAGUUCCAACAAAAGAUAUAGAAACCGAUAUGCAAAAUAAUAUACUAGCUGUCCCAACAGAUACACCAGAAUCUAUAGUGCCAUCUCAAGUCAAUAAAAAUACUUUAAACCCGAAUAGGACAGCUCCAAAAAGACCUCCUACAAUGAGGCCAAUGGGUAAUUUAUCAAAUAUCUCAAACAGAAAUAUUCCACAGAGACCUGUUCAAAGCUUAAGUCAACGUCGUGGUUUAAAACUUCCACCUGGUGGGAUGUCUUUAAAAUUAUCAAAUAAACCACAAGCACCAUCAAAUAAUUCAACUGGAACUGUACAACAACAUGAAUUUGCUGCUAGUCCUUCAAAUGCAAACCAACCAAAACCUCUUUCAGGGAAAAAGUCAAACCCUGGUUCCUUAGUGAAUGCAGUCCAAAGUACUUCAACUUCAUCAAGUGCUGAGGAUAGAGCAGAUACUGAAGGUACAAACCCUAGAAGUUUUAAUAGUAAUGGCAGUGAUUCAAGCGGUUCCGGAGGUCUAUUUGCCAAUUUUUCAAAAUACGUGGACAUCAAAUCUGGUUCAUUGAAUUUUGCAGGUAAGCUAUCUCUAUCUUCUAAAGGUAUUAACUUUAGUAAUGGUGUAAGUUCAAACAUUUCUUUGGAUGAAUUAGAAUUUUUAGGUGAAUUGGGUCGCGGCAAUUAUGGUACAGUUUCCAAAGUACUACAUAAGCCAACCAAUGUCGUCAUGGCAAUGAAAGAAGUUAGGCUAGAGUUAGAUGAAUCCAAGUUUAGACAAAUUCUAAUGGAGUUGGAAGUAUUGCAUAAAUGUAAUUCUCCAUGUAUUGUUGACUUUUAUGGUGCAUUUUUCAUAGAAGGUGCAGUUUAUAUGUGUAUGGAAUACAUGGAUGGAGGUUCAUUAGAUAAGAUCUAUGAUUCUUCGAAAGAAAUAGGAGGUAUCGAUGAACCUCAACUUGCAUAUAUUACAGAAUCUGUCAUUAGAGGGUUGAUGGAAUUAAAAGAUGGGCAUAAUAUAAUACACAGAGACGUCAAACCGACAAACGUAUUAUGUUCAGCUUCCCAAGGUACUGUUAAAUUAUGUGACUUUGGAGUCUCCGGUAAUCUGGUGGCUUCAUUGGCAAAAACGAAUAUUGGUUGUCAAUCAUACAUGGCGCCAGAAAGAAUUAGAUCGACUAAUCCAGAUAUGACUACAUAUACGGUUCAAUCUGAUAUUUGGUCAUUGGGUUUAAGUAUAUUGGAAAUGGCACUUGGUAGUUAUCCGUACCCACCAGAGACCUACGAUAAUAUCUUCUCACAGCUGAGUGCAAUCGUAGAUGGACCACCGCCAAUUUUGCCUCAAGAGAAAUUCAGUAAAGAAGCACAAGAUUUUGUUUCUCUGUGUUUACAAAAGGUUCCUGAAAGAAGACCUACGUACUCAUCACUUCUAAAUCAUCCAUGGUUAUUGAAAUAUAGAAACAAAGAUGUUCAAAUGGGUAAAUAUAUUACUGAGAGAAUAGCAAAAAGAGAUGCUUUAUUAAAGAAAAUCGGUGAACCUGAAUUACCAAGAUACCUACCGGCAUUACAUAUGGGAGGUUUGUAA
This is a messenger RNA of Vanderwaltozyma polyspora DSM 70294, 1995 nucleotides long. RefSeq lists its product as uncharacterized. Lineage: Eukaryota; Fungi; Ascomycota; Saccharomycetes; Saccharomycetales; Saccharomycetaceae. The transcript has a single exon. Gene Ontology annotation, molecular function: ATP binding; MAP kinase kinase activity. The record is from RefSeq and is a predicted model, not a curated record. Bases 1 to 1995 code for a protein of 664 amino acids. Gene Ontology annotation, biological process: cellular hyperosmotic response; MAPK cascade; protein phosphorylation.